This is a messenger RNA of Porites lobata, 4811 nucleotides long. Lineage: Eukaryota; Metazoa; Cnidaria; Anthozoa; Scleractinia; Poritidae. The record is from the annotation of a GenBank genome assembly.
AUGGCGUGUACCUUCUCGCUUUUGGUCGGUGGAGAAUGCGGGGCUGAUCCAAAGUCAAAGACUGCGUCGCGUAAAAUCGUACCCUUGGUAUCAUGCUCAAAGAACAUAUCGAGCCACAAAAAACAGCUUCAAUUCAGUGGCUGCGAAACGGAAAUUGAGCUUAUUCUAGCCCGCAGUGGUUGUUUCCAAACGCCAGAAAAUAUCCACGACAUGACUAUCUGUCCGCUGCACCGCGUUAGUUUGGGUAUUGGGUGGCGAAGGUCUAAGCGGGUAUGCAGUGUUCCAGGCAAACUCUCUGGACACAGUGAAGAAUCCAAGAAAAAUGCCGAGCGGGGAUGUAGCUUGGCUCAGUCGAAGUACAUAUUGGAAGCCACUGGUGAAUUCAUUCCAGUUGGUUCAGGUAAAUAUAAUCCUUCUUCUUUUGUAAUACUUGCGGGAGUAAAACAUUUGGUUAUAACGUAUGACGUCAUACAACACAUCAAACAUAUCUCUCCCGUCGUUAAAAUGGUGAGUCAGUUCAGUUAGCUGGGCUGGCCCGUUUUAUUGGAAUGGCUCGGCUAAUACCUUGGUUCCCUUUAAAAUUUCCGUUUUGUUAAUAUAUGAAGCCGGACUGACCCACUUGCAGAAAUCUCUCCUCAGGCAACCAGUAUCUCGCCAGCCUGGUCUCUCAUAUAAACAUAGCAAAAAUUUUAUAAGGACACAGGGUAUAAGCCGAGCCAGCCGGAUAAAGCAGGCAAGCUGGGCUAAUCGGGCUGGCUCGCUUCACAUAAACAGGCCUUUAACCCUAUGUUCACACUAUGCAAGAUAUCUUUGUUCCGCCAAGAAAACCAAACCCGGGAUAGGGCUUUUGUUCACACUCAAGAACUGUGAUUUCGGCGCCAUUUCUGGAAAGGAGCCAAGCUGCGCCUUACCGAUUUCGAAGGGUAGCCUCGCAUAUAGUAUACGUAGCCGGCGGUUUUUUGAUGUGUGUUUUUUUUCUUCUUUUGUGGUUCGCAAAGUAAGAAUUACAGCCGAGCGAUACGCUGAACCAAGGUCGAAAAAGAAAACGAUGAGAGAGGGGCGUGUGUAAAAAUGAUAAAUGGCAUAGCAAGAAAUCAGAAAUGCAAGUGCGGGUGAGAAAAUAUGAAAAGAGUGGGUUAACAUUUUUGUAAUUUUUUAUAUUUUUUUAGCGAUUUGUACUAAGUGUCGAAAGAACCUGACGAAACAAACACAUACCCCUGAAAGCAGCCUGCCACAAUCAGAUUUUGACCAACUUACAGAGCAUCUAGGUGAGCUUACUCUGGUAAGUAUGACAUUCUAUAAUUUACGUCUACAAACUACAAAGAUCUUUCCUUGUAAUAUUAGAAACCGUACGCAGCUAGUUUGAAUCCAAUUUUGAGUACGUUCAAACUGUUUUAUGUUUGUACUGACAACAACGAAACUGGAAGAAGUGUUUUGGGGUCUUACUUCAGACUUUUUAAUUUUGUGAAAUUUUAGGCAGAAACUGCAGCAGCCCAAGUAAUUCAUGUUGAUGAAAGAAGAGAGAGUAUAUUCAUCCCAGAAUCGGAUUUGGAAGGUUCUGAUUUUGAGAACACACCGCAUAGAAGCCAAGUAGACACGGCAAAAGAGCCUUUAAAAAAGUUAAACGAUUUUUUAGCCUCUCGUGAUGUUAGCCCUGUUCGACAUAAGUUGUCCGUUCCAUGGGAAAGUGCUAACGAGCGCACAAAGAGAAGGUACAGCCGUAAAGCAAAACAAAGUGUUCAAGAGGUUCUUGAAGUAAUUGCUCCAGGACAAAGUGAUAAAUUAUUGACCACAUUAGGUGAAAGCUUACCAUCUGAGAGAACACAAGCCGAAGAAGAAAUUUUACAAGCCUUAGCAGAAAGCUAUUUAAACGCAACUCACUGGAGCACGAGAAGACAAAUUUUGUCCAUCUUGGCAGAUAAACUAUCGCUUAAGGAACUGACGCAUUACAUUCCCGGGGUGACGCCUUACAGAUUUAACAUCGCGCGGCAUCAUAGACUGUUACAUGGUAGAGGUGCGAUCGUACCUACUGAUAUCACUAGGCGUAUGAAGGUUGAUUUCGCCAAAGUUGAUCAUUUUCUCGACUUUAUUACAAGUUCCCAUAUUGUACAAGACAUGCCAUUUGGAGAAAAGAUGCUGAAACUUUCAACGGGGGAGGUGAUUAAAACACCUAAUGUCGUACGGAUGCUAAUACCAGAACGGAUAACACAACAGUAUUUUCAGUUUUGUACCGAGACCAAUUUCACUCCGAUGAGCAAGCGCACACAACUCCGAGUACUAGACGUUUGCUCUGCGUCAGUGCGCACCUCUCUGCAGGGCUUGGAUAACUUCUCUGCACAAGGCAGUAAGGCAAUAGAACAUCUUAGCGAGAUAGUAGACAAGAUAGCAGAUCAAGCAAAGUCACAAGCCUGGGCCAAGGAAAUGAAACAAACACUUCGGUCUGCCAAACAAUAUCUGCGGUCUGAUUACAAGGUAAGGCUAUCUUAAUAUUUGGUUAUUCUUUUAGUAGAUUAUUAACUUUGUACUUUGGCUGGAUUGAUGCUAAAUUUAAGCGAAUUGGUCAUAAACAUGAAAGUCAACUUUCUCUGGCUGCAUUGUACUAACUAGUAUUGAGGCUAAACCUCGAAACAUUGAUUAAGCGGAAGCUAUCUUCAAUUUGCGCCCUUUAAGCGGUUCGGACAAGCUUUAAUAAGUUUCAAACUUCUUUUACUACUUUUAAAAGAUUUUACCCUAAAGCAGCUGAUAUUAAUAACGAAAAAUCAUAGUAAAAAUUAUGAUGAUAGUGAUAACUAUGAUGAUGAUGACGAUAAUAAUCUUUCACAUUUUAGGUGCACGUUACAAUGGAAUCAGAAGUUGCAGAUCACUGUUUAACGUUUUCCCUAAGUGAUCCUAAAAAUAGUUGUUUUCAAGGAAAGUGCAACCAUAACCACGAUGAGGUCUGCUACGAAUGCAAUAAAUUAACCGGGGUGCUGUCUACCAUAAAAGAAGCGUGCGCAGAACUUCAGUCUGAAGAAGAAAGAGAUGACAGUAUCUGUUUAGUGGCUCAAGCUGAAAAGGACAUUUUGGCAUGGAAAGCUCACCAACUCCGAACAGUUAACCAGGAUCAAGCAAAACAUGACGUGUUAGAUGUCAUAUGUCGGAGUUCAGCAUUACUAGUUAUGGACUGGGCGAUGAAAUUCUUACCCCGAAAGUUUCGCGAAUCACAGUGUGACUGGUUCGCCAAACGUGGUAUUCCAUGGCACAUCACAGUGGCUUUUCCAAGAUCAGAAGCAAAUGCCCCGCUUGAGAAGCUCACUUUUGUCCACCUGUUUCAGAGUUGCCCUCAGGAUAGCGUUGCAGUAACCGCCAUUUUACAAGAUGUUAUCGAGAUGUUAAAGGAGCGUCGGCCACAACUGCAAAAAGUGUAUUGCAAACAGGACAACGCAGGAUGUUAUCAUUGUGGGUCAACCAUUGUAGGAAGCAGGUUGAACAGUCUUUCUGAUGUCAAGGUGGAGAGGUUCGACUUUUCAGAUCCACAAGGGGCAAGGGGAGAAGCCGACCGCCAGGCCGCAACAAUUAAAGGACAUAUCAAUGUGUACUUAAACGAGGGGCACGAUGUGAACAACGCUGCACAGAUGAAAGAAGCCAUUGAAUCAAAUGGCGGUAUUCCUGGCGUUAUUGUGAAGUAUGUGAAGCCUCCCGAACUAUCUGCUGGCAAAAACGUGAUCAAAUGGGACGAAAUUAGUACGCUUAAUAACUUCCAGUUUUGUCCAAAUGGUAUCACAACAUGGAAGGCUUAUAACAUCGGGCCCGGAAAGCUGGUAACAUGGAAGGACAUUCAAACCGAUGGUAUCUUUCCUGCUACACUUGAAGUUUUGGAGCCUCCUGAUACCCGCUCUCAGCAGUCAAGCUUUAGAAAAAUCAAUCCUAGAAAGGAAGUGCAGCAAAAAUCUUUGUCCGAACAACGGCUGAGUAGUCCUGACCAGCAAGAGACAGCAGGACAAGACAUGGAUGUAGAAAAAGAGAAAGAGGAAGUAAGCGGCCUUUUUACCUGCCCAGAAGAUGGGUGUAUUCAGACAUUCCAGCGGUCCUCAAGUUUGCAAGCACAUUUAGACGAAGGAAAGCACAAGCGCGCGCUAGAAAAAGAAACACUGUUUGACAAAGCCAGAAAAGGAUAUGCUGCGAGAAUAACUGGAGAGCAAACGAAAGUUCCAACUUUUGGUUUCUACACGACAUCAAAAAUCUCAGUUGAUAAACUACAUUCCGCACUUGAGAUGGGAUGGGCUCUUAAAACAACAAGGAGUAGAACCCAGUUUACAGAAGAACAAAGAAAGUUCCUCACAGAACAGUUUCUUAUCGGGGAGGAGUGUGGUAAAAAGGCAGAUCCACAACAGGUAUCGCAAGAAAUGCGAAGAGUGAGGGACGAAAAGGCUGCUCGUAUUUUCAGUGGAAAGGAUAUUCUUUCGCCACAGCAGGUGGCAGGAUUCUUCUCAAGACUGGCAGCAAGGAUUCGAAAAACGUCAGCAACAUCGAACGAAGAAAGUGGAAGUGAAGACGAAGAGCAGAGUGCAGUCGAGGCAGAGGCCUUACAUUCGCACCUAAAGGAAGUUGUCAGAGAAGAAAUUGCUUUACGUCACCCCAUUGUCGCCCUUUCCCGUAACAUUUGCAGUUUGGUUCAUACAAAGAAAUUAUCUACCUUAACAGUUGCAGUGCUAAGGGACAUUUGUGAAGAUAUUGGCUUAAACGUGGAUGAUAUCACGGAAAAACGAAAAAAGCCACUCAUAAGUCGUAUUACGCAGGUCGUUAAGGAGUGCUCUUGUGCUCGAGUGUAA